Molecule: messenger RNA, 1113 nt
Organism: Fomitopsis serialis
Lineage: Eukaryota; Fungi; Basidiomycota; Agaricomycetes; Polyporales; Fomitopsidaceae
Exons: 1
Coding region: 1-1113 (370 amino acids)
Molecular function (GO): RNA-DNA hybrid ribonuclease activity; nucleic acid binding
Source: RefSeq, a predicted model, not a curated record
AUGAGAGCACCAGAGAACCGAGAACUCGAUAUAAUGAGCGACUCAAAACACGUAAUCACGGAGGCGACGAAAUACCUGCAGAAACACGAAGAUGAAGGGUACAUAGGCAAGGAAAACACACCUAUAAUACGAUCAAUGAUCGCUACCCUCCGGAAACGAUCACCGCAAACGAGACUCCGAUGGAUUAAAGGCCACAAUGGUCACAAGCUGAAUGAAGGAGCGGACCGCCUAGCAGGAGAAGGCGCACAUAAGCCAGACCAAGACGAAGUCAACAUAGACAUACCGCACACACUACAACUGACAGGGGCGAAACUCUCAACCUUGACACAGAAGUUAGCAUACAAAGGAAUUCGUCAACACGAGAUGACCACGUACAAAAAGAGAACCAGAACACAAAACAACCUCAUAAAGAUCGCAGAUUAUAUCGAAAAUCACUACAAGACAACACCAUCGGAGGAAUCGAUCUGGAGAAACAUUAGACAUAAAGACCUCCGAAGAGAAAUCAAAUACUUCCUAUGGAUGGCGACGCACGACGCGUAUAUGGUGGGAUCCAACUGGCUGAGAACAGGAUACUCAGACGAGAUGAAAGCUAGACAUGAAUGUCAAACCUGCGGCGUAGAAGAGUCGAUGGAACACAUACUUACCGAGUGCGAAGCCCCAGGACAAACCGAGAUAUGGAAUUUAGCAGAACAAUUAUGGAGGAAGAAACGAGAUGAGUGGAACAACCCGCUAUUAGGAGGAAUCCUAGGGUGCGCAGGAGCGAUGUUCAAAACCGAAAAAGGCGCCCAAAUCAAAGGAACCGCGCGACUUCACAGGAUAAUAAUCUCCGAAUCAGCACACCUUAUAUGGAAACUGAGAAACGAAAGAAUCAUACGCUUUGACAAUGGACGCCAGCACACCCAAGCAGAGAUACGCAACAAAUGGACACACGCAAUGAAUGACAGACUGGCUAUGGACUGCCACCUGACGAAUAAAAAGAAAUAUGGAAAGAAGGCAAUCAAACCGAAACUCGUAGAAGAGACGUGGUCAGGAGUCCUAAAAAACGAAAAUCAACUGCCGCAUGACUGGACGAAAGGGAAAGUUGAGGUUUUAGUGGGUAUCGAGUUCACAUAA